AAAAAAUAUGUGUUGACUCACAUCUAGAACGUAUUUUGCUACAACGACGCCCUCUAGUUAAUGAACUGUCAACUAACCGCGUGUCGUCCAUGUUCCGAAUGUGGUGUGACUUAUUUUUGUUUUGUAUUAAUUUUUCGUAUUCUAAUUACCAAUGUGAAAUGAUAAAACAUGUGUUAUCCCAUAUAGUGGAACGUAGCUCCGGCUGAAUGGAUCCCUACGUCGGGUGGUAUCAGCCCGAGCAGGAAGGACCCGCGAAGCGAUUGUGGCUUCGUAUUUGGGAAACCCAAAGUGAAACAGACAAAAUGAACCUCAAAAAUUUAGAAAACUCUAAUCCUAAUGUGAAUAAAGCUCAAGACUUAGUACAAAUUAAUGAAGUGAAUGGUGAAAUUAGGAAUAAUAAUUAUUUUAAUCCUACGCGAAGGAAAGCGAACGAUAACCGCGCAUCUACGUUUAACCUGAAUCAGAACCACGAUGCUCUAAUAGGCGAAUACGGAGGGUGCCCUUGGCGGAUACCCAACUACACCUAUAAGCCCGGGAUACUCGGGCUACACGAAGAGAUCGAACACUUCUUCAUGUACAUGUCGCCGACGGAGACGGAACACCUCGUCCGAUCCACUGUUGUGUCGCGUAUACGCAGCGCGAUCCUGUCUCUGUGGCCUCAAGCACGCGUAGAAAUAUUUGGCUCUUUCCGCACCGGCCUUUACCUACCCACCAGCGACAUAGAUCUUGUUGUCAUUGGUCAAUGGGAAAAGCUGCCUCUAUGGACCUUGGAGCGUGAGCUGGUUAACCAGGACAUCGCAGAAAAGGAGAGCAUUAAAGUGCUGGAAAAGGCUACGGUGCCCAUCGUAAAGAUGACUGACAAAUACUCUGAUGUCAAGGUUGAUAUUUCGUUCAACAUGAGUAGUGGAGUGAAGAGUGCCGAGCUGAUAAAACAGUUUAAGGAAAAAUACCCGGUACUCUCCCGGCUUGUGAUGGUGUUGAAACAGUUCCUCCUCCAACGGGAUCUGAACGAGGUCUUCACUGGAGGCAUCUCUUCAUAUUCCCUGAUCCUGAUGUGCAUCAGCUUCCUCCAACUCCAUCCACGGCCUGAUAGACUUCGGCAAACCCACAACCUUGGGGUGUUGUUGAUAGAGUUCUUUGAGCUAUAUGGAAGAAAGUUUAACUAUGUGAAAACAGCGAUUAGAGUUAAAAAUGGAGGCAGUUAUUUAUCUAAGGAUGAACUGCAGAAGGAAAUGAAUGACGGGCACCGCCCAUCGCUGUUAUGUAUCGAAGAUCCGCUCACACCGGGCAACGAUAUAGGCCGCUCUAGCUAUGGCGCCCUACAAGUUAAACAGGCAUUCGAUUAUGGCUACAUCAUCCUGCAGCAAGCGAUAAGUGGGGCGUUGGGGUCGCACCACAGUGCCCUAGGACGCGUAGUGCGUGUCACAGACCAUGUGUUGCAAUACCGGCGAUGGGUGCAAGACACAUUUCAUCCGUUUUUCUUCCCGAUCCACAUUUCGGCCCAAAUCCCGCAGCCUACGCCCGCCCUGCCUGCCCCGCCCACCGUCGCGUGUCCAGAACCCAGUGAUAGCGAACCGGAGUGGUCAGAUGGAUCCGGCGGCGCGCCGAGUGGUGGCGGCGAGACGGGCCGUCGCACGUCGCCACCGCCCUUAUCAGCGCUGCAGUGCUCGUCUCCGACGCCGCGACGCGUUUCGGCGCACCAGAGCCUCAUAAUACAUCAUAUCACUAGCAAUUCUGACUUCAAUAAUAUACCUUCAGGUGUGAUGCAACAGCGGUUUAACAACAAUAACACGAGCAACAGCACCACCAACACCACCAACAGCAACAACAACGCUAACAACAACACCACUCCCAGCGGUGGGGAGCAGAAACCGCGGUCCAGCCGCUCGUUUUCCUCCAAACAGCGGCGGUAUACGUCACCACCGCGCUACCGUGAACCUCGUUCGAAUAAGAAGAGACGACAGUUCGCCCAGCCCCGAUGAUACCCGCCUACGCAUAGGCGAAAGCCGCGGACCACUUAGUGACUCAAUAGUGAUAAUAAUAGUGAAGUGUAAAACACUUAGUGAUGUACACUCACAGUGACUCGUGAUGUUUGUGAUCUGACAGUGAAACAGAUUGAUUAUAGUGAUGUGGAUUGGGCACUGCCUGGUGGAAUCUGCAAUCUAAAGGAUACCCACUUCACUAUAUUGUACACUAUGAUGUAAAGCAUGCUUUGGAAUUGGAAUCACUGGAUUGGCUCAAGGGAUGGAAAAUGCCUGUCUUCGGCUCACCCUAACGCCUGGGUUUACCUAAAAAACCAGUCGUAAUUGCUACGAAUCGUAGAUUUAUGAAACGGCUGUUGUAAUUAUGGCUGGUGGCUUAGAAUUGAUAUACGGCUUAGAAAGAUACUCGAUAGUUCUCGUUUUGGGUAAAAAUAAAGGUAAAAUGACAAGAAAUAUUAUUAUCGAUUCUAAAUUAGGGAAUACCGAUUAGUAAUUGUUAUGAAUUAAAUAUUCACCGACAAAUAUAACAUCAUGUUAUAGCUACAGAUAAAUUUAAAAAAAUACAAAAAAAGUUGUCUUGAUUUUUUUAAAUAUUGACUGAAAUAAAUAAAAAUAAUCAAAUGUCAAUUAAAUAUUUUUUGGUUUGGUAAUAUCCUUUUGCAGUAGGACUUGGUAUAUGUUAAUAAUGUAAUAUCAAAUUGUUCUAUGUCCUGGAUGCUUAGUAGCCAUUUUAAACUUAAAUUCAUAGAAAUAGUUUUUAUUACAUAUAAAAAUCAAGCAUUUCUGUAUGGAAAUUUAUAAUCUUUAGUAAAAUUCAUAGUUUUAAGAUCUACAUCUAAAACAUGUUACAUUAAAAAAAAUCAUUAAAGUUGUUUGAUUAAUGUACUUACAGAUAGGUCAUAUUUUGGUUUUAAUAAUAUUUCUAAACGUUUGAUCUGGAACACUGACAAGUCAAUAGAUAUUGAUGAUAUAUUAUGUGAAGGUCUGUUUUUAGCAAAUUACUUACUAAAUUUUUCAUUUUAAAAUCCAUUUCAAUUUUAAGACAAAUUUAUCACCACUGAGAUUUUUAUCAAGAAUUUGAUUUUUAAUAAGCCCAAUUUGAAAACAAAUAUAUUACCGCAUGAUUGCAUUUUUAACAAGAAAUAAAAAAUUUAAUUGACAUUUGAUUAUUUUAUAUACAUAAAUCAUUUGAAACUUUUAAAAAUAUAUAAACAGAAAUCGGUCUGAUAUACAGUAAUAACAUAUUGCCUAUUUAUCCGAACACACUGCCAAAAAUAUGGAUUUAGGUGACUAACCCGGUAAGGAUUUAGUGUAAAUGUAGUGAAAAUAACACCAAUUCUGUAUAUAAGACAACAGCGUGCGCUAGAUUAAUAAAUAUAAAAUUAUAUAAAUUUGAAAAAAAAUUAAAAAGCAAUAAAUUAGGCGUUUGACAUAAGUCACAGAGUAAGUCAAAAUAUGACAGUUGAGGCUUGUCUAUGAAUUAUAACGGACCCUACAUUUAUGAGGUGUUAGUGUUUCGAGCGCACGAUAUUAGUUCAAAAUCGUUUUUAACCUGACGUGGAAGGAUAUUCCGCCGUAGAUUGUUAUAAAAAAAUGACCGAACUUUUUACCGUUGGUUCGCUAAAAAAGAUGCGUAUUGUGUUGGCGUACACAAUGUAUCGAGGCCCUUGGUCAUAGCUUCGAACAAAAUUAGAUAAGAUCGACUAAGUAUAUUCGCACUGCCGAUCUCUUCGGUGCAGACGGGGUGUGGUCGAAAGACUUCUCAUAUAUCACUAGUUGGCCCAUUGACCGCGUGUUCAUGCUGUAUCGUAUAUCGUCAGUACCCAAUAAUCUUUGUACAUAUCUAAAAGUAGCAAGUAAGUAACGCGUAUGCGCGGGCUGUGAAACAUAUAAAACUCAUAAAGUUCUACAUUGAGGGGAAAAUUAAACCUUUUUAUCCCUGUCUGCACCCUGCCUUAUGUAAGACUAUGGCUAACUAAAACACCAAAAAAGCAAUACUACAUAAGUAAUAAUGAACUCACAAUAGUGACUGAUCGUGUACAAAUAUUAUACAAUAUAAUGUUAGGUGUUGUAGUAUUGAAGCAAAAAUAAUAUUAGAAAUUUACAGUAUCACAUGUUUGUAGGGAAUCUGAAUGAAUGCGUUGUACGGGUUGUAGCAGGGAGUGUUAUUGGGUCGGGUUCCUACACUAAUAACCAGAUCAUGCUUUAGCAUGUCGCAAAGAUUUUUGUCUUGUACAGUAGUUUGCGGCAGCUUACCAGAGGAUUUAUAUGGAAUUAAUAAGGUCACACCUCAUAUUCACAAAUAACUUUAUAUUGCGAUAGUUUGGCUUUUGGCCUCAAAUGUUGCUAGAUCCUUGUAAUUACAGUAGAUUUGUUAUUGAAACAUUGUGGGCUGUGUAAAUUUAAAUAAUACUUGUUCAGAAUGUAAUCUUAAAAAAUACGAUUUAUAAUUAACAAGUACAUCAAAACGUUUAUGUAUAUUUCGUAGAUUUUAAUUGGAUAGUAAUUAACUUGAUUGGAAGUUUCAUAGAGUGUAGACUCAAACUCUAGAGGGACCAUAUCUUUCUAGAACUAGUAUACACUCUUCUUUUCUGUGACACAACUUUGCCUUAUAUCAUUCAAGUGCCAAAGGAUACUUGACGGCUAAGACCCGGGUUCCAUGUGAAUACCAAAUUGUAAAUGUUACGAGGCGUAGAUUUUUAUAGUGCAUUUUCACGCCGUACAUUAUAAACCCGAGCAUAUUUGCGCAAUAUUUUAAGUAGAAAAUACCUGUUUUUUAAUAACGGUUGAUAAUUUAAUCUAAUUUAUUUAUUUGUUAUACAGACUACUUAGUUAUUUGGGUUAUAGGCACAGACAAUGCAAUUGUUUUAACUUAAAAAGUUGUUGAGUUAAUAUUUUGACACUAGACUUGAGUAUAAAUAUUCUACUGUCAACUUAAAAUAUAUAGAAGCGUUUCCUUGUAUAUAUUUUAAGUUAUAUUUUAUGCUGAUUAACCUGUUAUACAAACGGUCAAAAUUUUGUUCUCAAUUUGUUUAUCUCUUUUGAUAAAUUUUUUUGAACUACCCUCAGAAUUGAAGAGAAUGAUAAUAUUAGUGUCGCUUGGCAUUCCUAUGAACUCUUAAGAUACUCGAGAAAUAAUAUUUUAAUGUAAUUAAAAUAUGUAAAGUAUAAUUUCGAGUAAAACGCGACUCUAGUCUAAAAUUUGUAUAAAAGUGAUAUUAUUUAUUUUAUUCUGAACUACUCAUUGGCCUGUAUUAAUAUUUAGUUGUUUUAAGCUCUGUAAAAUUUGUCGAACAUAGACCAAUCAUAGCUUAUUAAUAAACAUACUAUAGGUUGUUAAAGAAUGUCUGUUGGAGGCCUAAAGUAUGUCUAUCAAUAAGGGGGUACUUGCUUUGAAUGAGUCUUCAACAUUAAGAUUAUCUGGUACCAUCUAUUAUUGCCUUGAUAUUUAGUUCUGUGUGUUGCUAACUUCCUACUAACAACCGUUUUUAUCCUCUGACAUUACCAUGUCCAUAAAAAUUUAUUUGAUGUAGGAAUUCAGUAACUCGCAACAAUUCUAAUAUGUCAUGUCUAUCAAGAUAAAUUUAAGUGGGAAUUUAUCACAGAUGACCAUGAGAGCAACAUUAUUUAAUUUAAAGACAUUGAUGUUAUAUAGUUAAUGGUCACAAACUCUUAAAUAACCAAGUAAAGUAUAUUCAUAUGUACAUAGAUAAUCCACAUACAUUAUAUAACACAUCCUACCAUACUAUAUGUAAAUUAUAUAAACAAUGAAAUCUACAAGAGAUGGCUGUAUACUCAUGUUUUAGAAAAUGAAACUACUGAAAGAAAGAAAUUGUGUUUAUAAUGUAAAAUCUAUGAUUUGAUAUGAAUAAUCAAGCAAUAUGUACUGUGUCUAUGGUGAUGUCAAAAUUUUAACCUGUGUAAAAUAUAGUAAUUAAAUUUGUACCCAAAAUAUUAACAUAAUGAAGUUCCGUAUCGUAAAACGUGUUUUCAGGCGAAAUCUAUAUUAUAUCUGUUAAUAUGUUGAAAAUUAAUGUUUGCAUAUAUCAUAGAUUUUGACCUAUUACCUUUUUAGAGUACAGAUCUACAAUAUUAAUACCCCAAUAUUCUAGGUAAAUGAAGUUUGUUGAUUAACCAUAGAGUAUACCAAAAUGCCACAGAUGUAUGUAGCUUUGAAGGGCUCAGAAAAAAUAAAUGAUCUCAUAACGUUUUUAAAAAGUUAAUCAUAAAAAAAUACAUAAAAAUAUAAACUUAAUAAGUGCAAAUAAAUAUUAUAGUGUAAGUGCAUUGCGCGUCACAGAAAUUUAGACAAACUUUUUGCAAACAACACUCGAUUAAUAUUGCGACGAACUUUAGAAAGAGAUGUAAAUUUGAAAAGAGAUAAUUCUAGAUUAUGUGCCAUUUGUCGUUGGUUUGAAGAGCGGCGUUUGUGCGAUAGAGACCACGCUCUACAACCGGUAAUGACGGUUAUCUCUUUCUAAUAGUCGAUGUGGAAUAUUUUUCGCUGAGUACGUAAUAUUGUUUUGGAAUAAAUAUAUUUUAUAGCGCAGCUUUUUAAAACAUGAUGUGUGAUAGAUACGUUUAAAAGAAAUUAUUGCAUUUACAAAUGAAUUGUCAUGUUUUUGUGACGCGACGCGUUUAGUCAUUUUGUAUAUCUUAUCUCGAUGUAUGUUAGUAUGUUGUUAUGUAAUGUACAUACGGAUAGACAAAUGUACAUACGCUUGUAUAUAUUGUGUAAAUACACGAGAUAUACAUAUAUUUAAUAUUAAUAUAAAGUUUGAAUUAAAGAACGUUUUAAAUAAAAUAAAUUUUUAAAAAAUACAAAAAAAUAUAAAAAUUUAAUAAAGACAUACAGUGAGUAUGAAGUCGAAAACCAA
Molecule: messenger RNA, 6859 nt
Organism: Pieris rapae (cabbage white)
Lineage: Eukaryota; Metazoa; Arthropoda; Insecta; Lepidoptera; Pieridae
Product: non-canonical poly(A) RNA polymerase protein Trf4-1-like
Exons: 9
Coding region: 207-1982 (591 amino acids)
Biological process (GO): RNA 3'-end processing
Cellular component (GO): TRAMP complex; nucleolus
Molecular function (GO): mRNA binding; poly(A) RNA polymerase activity
Source: RefSeq, a predicted model, not a curated record